UGAUGUUGCGACUAUUGUAAGUGUGCAAUUUUUUUGGAGCCGACGUGCAGAAGCGUCGCUCUUUUCGUCACGUUCCAUAUUCUGCUUUUGAUCACAUCGCACAGCAUACGAGCAUUGAGUGCUGGAUUGAACCAGAAACAUUUGCUUGAAACGACAAAAGGUCCAAAGAAAAUUUCGGUCCAGGAAAAUGGCACGCACCGCAAAGAAGGCCGAUAAAAAAGAAGCGAAGGCUGAGAAAAGCAUUGUCAAACAGUCGAAAAAGUCCAAGAAGUCCAAAGAAUCGAAACCAGAUGCGAAGAAGCCAAAGAAAAGGACUCAAAGCUAUGGUCCAUUCUUGUACAGAGUGUUGAAGCAAGUGCAUGAAAGUACGGACAUUAGCAAUGAGGCAAUGGACAUUUUGAACGACUUCAUGAACGAUAUUUUUGAACGGAUUGCAAAUGAGGCAUCGGUUCUAACGCAUCGCAACAAAAGCAAAACGUUAGGCUCACGCGAUAUCAUGACGGCCGUUAAGCUUCUGUUCGCCGGUGAAUUGGCCCGCCACGCAUUGGCUGAAGCAAACCAGGCACUUGCCAGAUACAAACAAAGCUACGGUGCAGUUGACAAGAAAACGAAGGGAAAAAAAGUGAAAAACAAUGAAGAAAACGACGAAGAAGAUGAUGAAGAAGAAAAUGAAGAAAACGACGAAGAAGAUGAUGAAAGUGAAGACGAAUGAAUAGGAGGAAAUGUUUGAAUAAAGAAUUGAUGAUUUUAUAGGAAUUGUAUCAAUUUUAUGAAAAUUAGCUAUCGCGUUGAUCGUAUUUGUAGAAAAAUGUGUAAAUUAUUCCGUUGCUUUAAUUCCGAAAAAAUAUUUUUAUAAAAAUGAGUACAAAAGAAGAAAAAAGAAAAAAAUAAAUAAAUAGACAAAUUCAUCGUU
Messenger RNA from Sitodiplosis mosellana (orange wheat blossom midge), 913 nucleotides. Its product is annotated as histone H2B-like. Gene Ontology annotation, molecular function: DNA binding; protein heterodimerization activity; structural constituent of chromatin. The transcript is spliced from 2 exons. Gene Ontology annotation, cellular component: nucleosome. Bases 188 to 712 code for a protein of 174 amino acids. The record is from RefSeq and is a predicted model, not a curated record. NCBI's taxonomy places the organism in Eukaryota, Metazoa, Arthropoda, Insecta, Diptera, Cecidomyiidae.